UCCAUUUCCUCAUCAAUGACUUCCGACUAUAAUCAUCCGGUGUAUAAUCUUAGGCUCAAGCCUCUAAAUCGUCGUUUCUCCAUAAUCCCCCCCAAAAACUGCAAAAGCCCGAACGCUCCCGAUACAGAAUCAACCCUUAACAUCUACCGAGGCCAAUUCGUAGAGCUGGGCAAAACCGAACGAGGCCGAAGUGGCGCAGUCGUGCCCCUCGGUCCAGAUGAAAUAUGUAGAGCCAGAAAUCUGGAUUCUGGAUAAAAGGGGUGUGUGCCGUGGUGGAAGUGCACGAAACGGGACCACGGCACCCCAUAAAAACUGCAUUUUGAGUGGAAAAUAGUGUCGCCGAUGAUGGCCGGGACAUUGUUGAUGACAAUAAGAUGGUGCGUGGAGUUUUUGUGGGAGAACUUUAACCUGGCGGUGAUGUAUGGAACCGUCUGUUGAAUAUGGUCGUGUGUUUGUUGAACUUUUCGGUAUGCGACGACGGUGGUGAAGGGACGACGGUUAUUGUUAAAACUUGUUUCGUAUUUGUUAAAUGCUGUUUUUAUCGUACUAUGUUAUUGACUUCACGAUAAGUGAACAUGUCUUGGGAGUCGCUUAAUUCGAGGGAGUUCAGCAAUUUUAACAACAUCUACCAUACAUCGGGGGCGGGAGUCAGCCAUCAGCUAUCGGCAACACGGUUGCUGUCUUCGCCAGAUGGUUCCAGGCACCCCCUCGAUGGCCUUAACCACGCGUGGCCUUGGACGGAGUCCUACUCCAGUCUUCACCGUGACACCUAUACGGAAGUGCGUACCCCCAGGACUCCUAUUUGUACCUUUGGCUGUUUCUACGCUUGUAGGGCCAAGUUUAGACAUAGCUUGGCUAAGAGAAAGGUGGAACAGGGACUAAAACUCUAUAACCAGCACAAGCAACAGCAGGCGGUGAGAAAAUGGAAAAGUUCUCUCAAGUCAUUAAGGAAAAGGGAAGAUAAGUUCAGCGUUUUAGGGUACUUAUAUCAAGCUUAUAUGGAUUGGGGAAAGUACAGGGAUGCUUUAGAAUACGCCCACCGUCAGCUGUUCAUAUCAGAAGAGUUAGAUAGUCCCAACAUGAGGGCCGAAUCCUAUUUAAACUUGGCGAGGGCGCACCAGAGAUUAGGAGGCUUAGAAAGGGCAUUAGCAUACGCACGACAUUCACUGUACAACGAGUGCGAAGUAUGUACUACAGCCGGCCACGUACACUUGACUGUAGGCUCUGUAUAUUUGGAACUAGCGGGGUUUAAUAAGGCCCUGGAUAGUUUCCAGCAAGCUCAUAGGAUUGCUCAGGCUGUACACGAUCCUGCUUUAGAAUUACAAGUUUACGUGGGCCUUUCGGAACUGUUUAGCCGACUACAAGAUGCAGACAAAAGUGCCAAAUACGCUAAUAAAGCUUAUGAUUUAUCACGGUCCUUACAGUUGGGAGAUUUAAAUUCUAGGCAUCACAGAGCAGCGCUUCUUCAAAUGGCUUCUGCUCUACGUAAGCAGGGCGAACUCGGGGAUGCACACGACUACUGUUCGGAAGCUACCAGGUUGGCGGUAGUAUCUGGAGACCAAGCAACUUAUGCCAAAAGCAUAAGAAUUAUGGGUGAUAUUUAUAGAAAAAAGUCUGAUAUUAAUAAAGCUUUUCGUCAAUACGAAGCGGCCAUGGGCUCAGCAGCCGCGAUGGGCGACAGAGUAAUUCAAAUGGAAUCUAUGGAUGGCGCGGCCAGAUGUCUGGAAGCUCUACGCCUCCAGCACAAAAUCUGCAACUGCAGACCGUUAGAGUUCAACACUAGACUCCUGGAGGUCGCUGGAUCCAUUGGUGCCAAAAUGCUUGUUCGUUCAAUAAGAAACCGUUUAUCCGCCAUCUACGGUUCUUUAGGAGAUGAAAACAAUAAAUUACAUCACGAGAGGGUGGCGAUGAGACUGCAACACGAUUUAGAUAUGAACUGUGCAUGUUGCGGGACGCCUUAUGGCUUAGAGCCUGAUUCGUUGGAGGCUUUACCGUGUGCCCAUAUUUUACAUGCUCGGUGCGCAUACGACCUCUUCCGACGCAACAAAAAAAAGAAAAGAUCGUGUCCUGAAUGCGAUCGUACCAGUUCCAGGCUGUACUUGAACUGUAACGAUUAUAACACCAUGCAGUACAGCCCUGUACCUUUGUCUGUAUGUUCUUCGGAUAGUCAUUGUACCUCGCAUCAUGCCACCAGUUCUGUUUAAAUUCAGCUAUACAAUUCCAAGAACAAGACUAUAAUCAGGUCUUGUAGGUAAAGAAACAAAGACUAUAUUAUACAGGGUGUUACAAAAUUCGGUGCAAAUAUUUUAAGAGUGUAUUAUUGGAGUUAAAAUAAGACUUUUUUUUCUAUAAACAUGUAUCCUAAAAUGCCCCCCCUCAGAGCUACAGCGUGCGCAAAUUGCUUGAAGAAAAUCGAUUAUUUGGAUCUGUAAAUACAAUUAUGCAUCAAUUCUUCUGAAAAUGUGCAUGCUCCCGUUUCUUGAGUGCUCUUUUUAUUUUCCGUCCCAAAAAUGGUGUAAAUUCAAUUUUAGGGUAUGAUUCCGGGGGAGCUUACCCUUCUGAUAGUUCGUAUCUUAUGUUCCCUAGAAGAAAUCUAAAAAGCAUAACUGUAGUGAGUGUUCCAAAUAUUUGAUUUUCUUCAAGCAAUUUGCACGGGCUAUAGCUCUGAGGGGUUGAAUGUUAGGACACAUGUUUAUGAGGAACAAACUCCUAUUUUAACUUCAACAAUACUCUCUUAAAAUAUUUGCACCGAAUUUUGCAAUACCCUGUAUUUAGAAUUUAUGGAUUGAUGAAGCCCUUUUUAAGACGAUUUUUAAGGCUUUUUUGUAAAAGAAAAAUUUACUUUUGAAUCAUUUUUCCAAGGAGCUAUUUGAACUUUUGUUUCUGUAAUAUUUAGCAGCGGGCAUUUUUUAGGGGAAGGGAUCCUCAGUAGCACAAUGUUGAUAAAAAUCUAUACUUGUUUACAUGCAUUUUCGAUAUUUUCCCAAUUUUCUUAGGAAUUAUUUGAUUUUUCGCACUUAAUGGCAAAUUAUAUUGAAAUUGUACUGGGCAGGCAUAAGAAUAAUAAUUUUGUAUAUCUUAAUAUUUGGCGAAAUUAUUAUAACAAUUGGCCUGCGAAUAUAUAACCAAUAUUAGAUAAAACACGAAUAUAUUUAUAUUUUUUAAGGAUUUAGGCUCAAUCUAUAUGUAUAACAAAUAUUAUUGUACCAAUAUUGUGUGGUACUGGGGAUAUUUAUAAUAUGGACAAAAAGUCUUUCAAUAUAUUAUAAUAUUACACUACAGAAUCUAAUAAUAAUAUUCUACUGAAAAAGUCAUAGUAAUAGUAAAAAAAUUGUUAAAAAAUUGCACUUUCAAGCGCGCACCAAUACGGGUACUAGUGUUUAAGUAGUGGAGUUUAAUUUUCUUCAUAAUUGUUGAUUAGAAUUUGGAUUUUGAGUAUUUAUUUAUUGUAAAAAAAAAUGAAAAUUAAACUUCACGAAACCCAAUACAACUAAAAUAAAACAUUUAAAAAAUAAUUGCAUUUGUAAUUGAAGCUCUUCGAUCAACUGUUUGCAAGUGAUAAAACCAAUAUAAAUUUCAUAUUUUAUGACCAAACACCCAUUUUAAAUAAAUAUAAUAAUAAAUGAUCUUUUAAUGAGAGCUUUAUAUAAUUAAAAAUUUUAUUUGUGGUUCUUUUAAUAUCCCCACCUUAGUAAUCAGUUUAUAAAUAUUUGCAACACCCGGUAUAGUUCUGGAAGAACUACAAAAGUUUGUUGACAAUUGUUUCAAAAUUAAAGUGAGGGGGAUGUUAUAUAAAAAGAACCUACAUAGUUUAACAAAUACAUACAUAUAAAAGAAGAAAUCAAGAAAUAUUUUAAUGUUAAAACAUAUUGUAAAUAUGUUGUAAAUAUAACAUUAUAUCUUUAGUAGGGAUUUGUUAAUUUUUAUUCGAAUUGGCAAAGGAGAUGCAGCCAUUAAAGAACAUAAUGUGCAUUUUCUUUAUAAUAGUAAAUUAUUAUUGUUGUCUUAUUAUAUAAUAUAUAAUGAUAGCAAGUCUAGACCACAGCAAUCUCAAAGAAUUUCUUGAUCUAGUUUUGCCUCUCCCCCCAAAGCCUUUGUUGAGUGUGGUGAGUAAAUCAAUUCUUGAACAAUCAAUUUGAAAAAAAUUCAUUAUCAUUAAGGGACGUUAAAUUAUUAUAAAAUUAUAAAUUAAAAUUAUUAAAGAUGAUAGAUUAAUGAAAUUAUAUAAACAAUGGGAGUCGAUGCCUGUUAAUAUGGUAAAAAAUUAUAUUAAUUU
Molecule: messenger RNA, 4276 nt
Organism: Anthonomus grandis grandis
Lineage: Eukaryota; Metazoa; Arthropoda; Insecta; Coleoptera; Curculionidae
Product: 43 kDa receptor-associated protein of the synapse homolog
Exons: 11
Coding region: 576-2204 (542 amino acids)
Biological process (GO): chemical synaptic transmission
Molecular function (GO): acetylcholine receptor binding; protein-membrane adaptor activity
Source: RefSeq, a predicted model, not a curated record